ACCAUGAUAAAGUGUGUGUUGCAACUAUAAUGAAACAGAGAAAGUAGUACAAAAUGUAAAACUUUAUAAAAAAAUAAAAAAUAAAAAAAAUGAAAAUGAAAAUAUUUUGGUCACAUAAAAACAAGUUGAAGGAUUGAGGCUUACAGGCAGUGGAAAAUCUCAUCCGCUGAGAAUGGAGGCAAUUGCUCUCUCUGUCCUCAACAAUCCCACUUCCUUAUUGCUGGGAGAGACUGUAUACAGAUUACUGCCUGUUGCAUCUUGCAAGACACUAUCAUUUCACAAUAAAAACUCGAGCAUCAGAGCUUACGACACAACUAAUUGGGGAGGUAAUCUUUCCUCAAGGAAAAGUUUUUCGGGAAGAGCAUUUGAAGAAGAUGAGUUUAGCACACAUAUAACAUCUGACAGCAAGUCCUCGAGAAGGGAAAAAUUAAUAGCGUUGUUUAAACGCAUCCAGAUCGAAAUCUCUGAAGGAGAAUCAGGAAGUGGGAAUUAUAGCAAGAGUACCCAAUCAAUUGAUGAUGAUUCUUCUGUUGAAACCUCAGUCUUGGAAUUUCUUCAGCAAUCAAGCAGGGAAACAAAAGUUGAGAGUUCAAAGUUGAAGCAUAGUGAAGAGCCCAAUCGCAAGAAACAAACUAGUGGGGAGAAAUCAAUAUCUGUCCCAGAACCUCCUCCUACGAAGUUUACUCGUCCACCUUCCAACUUCGUGAAGAAGUCUCCAAUUCCAUUGACAACAGCAUUGCAAAGCAAUGAAAUUGAGUUGAAUAAUAAAGAGUCAAGCUCAGAAUCUGACAGAGAGUCUUUAAAGGUUGAAGGAAUGAAGCUCAGCGAACUCAAAGGGCUCGCCAAAGAACGGGGUAUCAGAGGUUAUUCCAAAUUAAAGAAGAGUGAGCUUGUAGAACUGCUAAACUCCUAGGUAAAUGUAUAGCUUGUCUCCUAUGAUUGAUGUUCUAGCAUUUUAAGGCUCCAGUAGACAACAAAACGGAGUAAAGCUGACUUUGAUGCUGAUAAACUAUUAUCAUUCUUGGUUUUCUACCUAGCUUUCUCUGGUUCUGUUCAUACAGCCUCAUUGUCAUGCAACAUUUGUUGCUCGAAAUAUUGGCUUUCUUUUGUACUAAUAUCUUUCUAUUUGAAAGUGUAUUCUUGUAUAUAUUCAUUUGUUGAUAUGAUAAUUGGUUUUUUGUGUA
Molecule: messenger RNA, 1184 nt
Organism: Chenopodium quinoa (quinoa)
Lineage: Eukaryota; Viridiplantae; Streptophyta; Magnoliopsida; Caryophyllales; Amaranthaceae
Product: SAP-like protein BP-73
Exons: 3
Coding region: 173-913 (246 amino acids)
Biological process (GO): DNA-templated transcription termination
Source: RefSeq, a predicted model, not a curated record